AACUCCUACUCCUAGUCCUCGUUUGUCAUUGGAUGGCAUUGGUAGCCGCGCCUUCUCCCUGACGCGCCUGUGUUUCCCGCGAACCCACAGCUCGUGCUGCGUGUUUAUGGCGUACGGAGCCCAUGUUAGCAACUGCUAAGGAUUACAGACAAGGUUCCUUCAUGGCGAAGCAAAGCUCCCUUUUCAAUUUCUUCACCAAGUCUCCACCGGCGGUGUGCAAGCCGAAGCCCGGUGCUCAACCCGCCGAGGGCGAUUUGCCGUCCUCGGUCGAAAAAGCCAACUCGUCCCCAAAAGAAGACGCUAAGCAACUCCCGAGUAAAGCCACUAAAGUCAAACCUAAAAGUGUCACCAAGAAUGUGAAAGGAGGAUUCAACAAACUCUUCGGUGAAAAGGAGUCAACAGCCAAAAAUGAGAACUCCACAUGCUCAUUCAGUGCUGGCUCUCUCGUGUGGGCAAAGCUAGAGGGGCACCCAUGGUGGCCAUGCAUGGUAGUACCUCAGCCACUCACUGGACAGCAGAUGCGGGGCCGUGGCCGGGAACAACGCAUACAUGUCCAUUUCUUUGAUGAACCGCCAACACGGGGAUGGGUCAGCACUAAAUACAUUAGAGAGUACCAAGGUUCUGACAGUAGUGAUGCUAAAAGUGGAGGGUUAUUUUUCAGCGGGAAGCCCGAAAUCCGCCGUGCAAUGGAGCUUGCGGACAAGGUCUUGUUCGAUAGCCGAGAAAAACGAUUAAAGAUGCCUCUCUGCACAGAUCCUUCAGAUGAUGAUGAUGAGGAGGAGGAGGAGGGGGAAGAAGACAUGGAGCUUGAGAAAUCUACAGUGACAGAUGAUGAUGAAGCUCAAGAGAAAGAUAUGGAAAUAAAGUCAUCCAAAGUCUGUUCACCGCCAACCCGGUCCAAGCAAAAUAAAGCCAAGCGCCGCCGCAUAAUCGUGGCCUCAGAUAGCGAGGGAUCGGAUGACGAAUUCAAACCAGACCAAGCUGAGAGCAGCAGUGAAGAUGAGGAGGAAGAAGCCACAGUGAGCAGUGAGGCCGAAGAAGCAGAGAGUACGCAAGAGUCUGAAGCUGAAAGCCCGGUUAAACCCGUGAAGCGUAAACGUCUCCCAGAGAAGCCUGUGAAGACAAAGCCAAAUAUAAGCAGUACCUCUUCUAGUGUACGGAAACGGCCCACAGCAUCCAUAGCUAUCGAAACAAAGUCUCGUCUAUCCGCCUUUUCAGCCCCUGAAAGCUUUGAAAGUCAAGCCAAUGGGUCAGGCACAAGUGGAGGAGCGACAAUUUGGGACCACGAGAAGCUGGAGUGGUUGCAGGAUCAUAGGAGGAAAGACGGUCAAAGGCGGAAAGUGACAGAUGACGGUUAUGAUUGUACGACACUGUAUGUGCCAGAAGAUUUUAACAACAGAAAUACUCCUGGUAUGCGGCAGUGGUGGCUUAUCAAAUCCCAGAUGUUUGACACCGUUAUUUUCUACAAGGUGGGGAAAUUUUAUGAACUUUAUCACAUGGACGCUGUGAUUGGAGUCAAUGAGCUCGGAUUGACUUUCAUGAAAGGUACAUGGGCACAUUCUGGUUUUCCAGAGAUUGGUUUCGCACGCUUCUCAAAUGUGUUGGUCCAGAAGGGCUACAAGGUGGCGCGUGUGGAGCAGACAGAAACCCCAGAGAUGAUGGAAGCACGAUGUAAGACCCUGGUCAAGCCCACCAAGUUUGACCGCGUUGUGAAAAGAGAAGUAUGCAGGAUCAUAACACGAGGCACCCAAACCUACAGCGUGUUGGAUGGUACUCCUGCUGAGAGUCAAAGCAAGUUUUUGCUAAGUUUAAAGGAGAAAUCUGAAGAUGAAGGAAAGGGGGGUUGUUGCCGCAGCUAUGGUGUGUGCUUUGUAGAUACCUCUGUGGGCUUCUUCCAGGUUGGCCAGUUUCCAGAUGACCGGCACUGUUCACGUUUACGCACCCUGAUAGCACAUUAUGCACCUGCUGAAGUGCUUUUUGAAAAAGGUAACCCAUCUAAUGAAACGCGCAAAAUACUUAAAGCUUCCCUGUCGUCAGCGCUGCAGGAGGGGCUGAAUUCAAGCACUCAGUUCUGGGAUGCUCAGAAGACUCUGAAAACCCUUUCGGAGGAAGACUACUUUAAAGACAGUGCAGUCAAGGACUUGGGAAGAGGGAGAAGUCAUCUACCGGCUGUUCUUAAAAAAAUGACAUCUGACAGCGAUUCGCUCGGUCUUACGCCUAAAGAGGGCUACGAGCUGGCGCUGUCAUCAUUGGGUGGAUGCAUCUUCUACUUGAAGAAGUGUCUGGUAGACCAGGAGCUGCUUUCCAUGGCCAACUUUGAAGAAUACAUCCCUGUUGAUGUUGAAAUGGAGAAGGCUGUUGGACAAAAAAGUUUCUUUGCUCAGACUUGUCAGCGCAUGGUCUUGGAUGCAGUGACUUUAGCGAACCUUGAGAUAUUUCAGAAUGGCUCUGGAGGCACAGAGGGAACGCUACUGGAGCGCCUCGACACCUGCUCCAGCCCUUUUGGAAAGCGGUUGCUCAAGCAGUGGCUCUGUGCUCCCCUUUGUAAUCCAACAUCCAUCAGGGACAGACUAGAUGCACUGGAAGAUCUGAUGGCUGCCCAAGCCCAAGUCUCUGAAGUUUCAGACCUGCUCAAGAAGCUUCCAGAUUUGGAGCGCCUUCUGAGUAAAAUUCAUAGCAUUGGCACACCCUUGAAGGGUCAUGACCACCCAGACAGCAGGGCGGUUCUCUACGAGGAGGUCACUUACAGCAAGAGAAAAAUAGCAGAUUUUCUCUCAGCACUCGAAGGUUUCCAAACGAUGCAGGAUAUUGUCAAUGUCUUUGCAUCAGUAACUGGGGAUUUCCAAUCCACUUUGUUGCAUCGAGUAGUCAGCCUUGAGAGUGAUGAUGGCGGUCUCUUUCCUGACCUGUCCGGUGAACUAAAGCGCUGGAAAACAGCAUUCGACCACAAUAAAGCUCGUACCACUGGUGUCAUUACACCAAAGGAGGGCUUCGACCCAGAUUAUGACCAGGCUCUGGUCGGGAUCCAAAACUGCGAGCGAAAACUGCAGGAUUAUCUGGACAGACAGAAAAAGAGAAUCGGCUGUAAAAACAUGGCAUACUGGGGAACUGGGCGAAAUCGCUUUCAGAUGGAGGUGCCAGACAGCGUCUCUGAGAGGAAUAUUCCAGAAGAAUAUGAGGUGAAGUCGACUAAAAAAGGUUGGAAGCGUUACGUGACUAAGGAGUCUGAGCAGCUGUUCUAUGAGUUGCAAGGAUUUGAGGAGAAGAGAGACUCUGCCCUCAAAGACUGCAUGAGGAGGCUCUUCUACAACUUUGACAAGAACUAUAGCAACUGGAAGACUGCGGUGGAGUGCAUGGCUGUGCUUGAUGUUCUGAUGGCCUUAUCACGCUACAGCCAGGGGGGAGAUGGACCAAUGGCUAGGCCAGAGGUGGUUCUGCCGGAUGGCGAUGAGCGAGUUGCACCCUUCCUCGAGCUUGUCGGUUCUCGUCACCCGUGUGUUACCAAGACCUUCUUUGGCGACGACUUCAUCCCUAAUGACAUCUACAUCGGCAUACGCUGUGUCAGCGAGGAAGAUGAUGAGGAAAAAAGUCAUGCUUCCUGUGUCCUUGUCACAGGGCCCAAUAUGGGUGGGAAGUCUACACUCAUGAGACAGUGUGGACUUGUGAUUGUGCUCGCUCAACUGGGGUGCUUCGUUCCUGCCGAGCGUCUGCGCUUCACUCCAGUCGAUCGAGUCUUCACUCGACUGGGUGCUUCGGAUCGGAUCAUGGCAGGAGAAAGCACCUUCUUCGUUGAGUUGAGUGAGACUGCGUGUAUUCUACACCAUGCCACUAAACACUCACUUGUGCUACUGGAUGAAUUAGGAAGAGGCACGGCCACAUAUGACGGCACAGCCAUCGCAUGUGCUGUGGUGAAGGAGCUUGCUGAAAAGAUUUGCUGUCGCACACUCUUUUCCACACACUACCACUCCCUGGUGGAGGAUUAUGCCAAUAAUCCUGCAGUGCGCCUUGGCCACAUGGCAUGCAUGGUGGAAAAUGAGUGUGAGGAUCCAAGCCAAGAGACCAUCACAUUCCUCUACAAGUUCAUAUCAGGGGCGUGUCCCAAGAGCUAUGGCUUCAAUGCUGCCCGGCUUGCCAACCUGCCAGAAAGUGUCAUCCAGUCAGGGCACAGAAAGGCCAGAGAGUUUGAGAAGAGCACCAUGGGCCUGAGACUCUUCAAGAAGCUCUGCCAGUUUGCUGAAGACACCAGCCAGGACAAGUCCCGUUUAGUUGCACUUGUUCAGAUGAUCCAAACCAUGUAAUUUGGAAACCUAAUUGUUUUGGUUCCUCUCACUCAGCCAGUUCAAUUGCAUUCUUUGGUACAACCCCACACUCAAAAUGCACUGCAACCAAUUUGUGCAUAGAGCACAUUUGCAAAUGCAGUCAUUUUAUUUUAAACCACAUGCCUAAAGCAGUGUGAAUAGUUUGGUGUUGGCCUAUUUUUUGGGAGGAGGAAAAAAAAACAUUUUUGUGAUCUAAUAAAGUUUAUUAAAAAAAAAAAAAAAAAAAAGACAAAUGUUCACCUAGGAAAUUAAACCCUUUUAAUUCAAGCUAACGCCUACAUAACGAUUAUUGAAUACUUCACAAUAUAUUAAGUCUAGGUGUUAUGAUACAUGCAUACAUUUCAGUCUGAAUUAGAACCCACAAUCACCAUUACACAUGAAUUGGGGAGGGAUAAUGAAAUAAUAUAGUGCUGUAUGUAGAUACUGGUCUCAGCUCUUGGGUUUUCCUGCAACAUUGACAAAUCAAUGAGAGAGAAAAACUGAAAGGCGUUUCACAAGACCUGCGACCUAAAACUGGAAACAAUUAGGCAAAGUACAAGGUAGAAUAAUAAGCCUGUUGACAGGUACUCUUAAGUUCAUUGCGAAAGGUUUCAAAUUAAAACUGCUAUGUAUAGCCGUGAAAGAGCAGACCUAAUUUCUUAAUGCCUUCUCUAUAAAUACACAGAGAGACCCCUGAACAGUUCACUGGGGAGAAAUACAUGCGAAGUCGUACAAGUCUUGUCAAAGUACAUUUCAGUCUUUGUUGCGAAUGAGCCAGUGUUGCAGGAGAAACUGCUUAGUGUUUCCCUCUCAGUUCUCUUUCACAGAAAGAAGUUAGAUACUGCGACAUGAGUAUAAUUACAGCAAUUCUGGGGUAUAAUAAAACAAAAAAAAUACAUUUAAUAAAAUAAGGACAUUCAAGUACAGUAAGGUCUUUGCAUGAAAAUACAAAACUACACAAAAAGCAUUAAAAUCAAAUGAACAGUUGAGGGGUGGAAGUGCUAGUUCAGAUAUUCUCAUACAUAACGUAUGAGCAGCUCGGUCACCAAGAGAUGGAAGCAUAGUGGCCUUUCGGGCCUUUUCCUCCAUCAAAACGUCUCUGUCACGUUGUACAUGACUGUAUCUUUACUCCAACAUGAGCCAUUCUGCUGGUUUGCAGUUUUUUCCCAUUGAUGUCUCGUUUUACCCCCCAAAAAAAGAAAGGCUAGGCUUUUUUUUUUUUUUUUACAUCCAGGUCUUUCUUUUUUUAACCCUGCCCCACAUUGUAAAUGCUCUGCGAGAGUCUGUAUUCAAAUUUAGGUUUCCUCUUCCUUAACAAUGGUCCCAGGCAUUCAUUAAUGCUGAGGCAUGACUGGGAUUGUGGUCUGAGGCUCAGUUGUGCUGGAGCGUAUUGGACUCUAUAGGAGGCGCUGAGUCGUAGAGGGUGUCUGUGUCGUGUGUCGGCUCUCCGGCUAAUGUGCAAGGAUUUGACAGUGUCCCUGCACCACAGUCACAAAAGAACCUGCAGGUGAUGAGAUGGGGAAAAUGACAAUCACAUUAAAUGGAUGAAAGCAAUUUUUACCUAUCCAUCUUUGACUUGAAAAACUAGUACCGGUAUUAAGAAAGCAGCUGGAUUAAUAUCAGGGGUGGUCAAAAUAAUAUUACUCAAGAACUCGAAAAAACUCAAGUACUGAGCAAUUCCUUAUGAUGUCUUAUUUUUAAAUCAAUAGCAUAUUUUUUUUCCUCAGCAUUAGGUCAUCUACAGGGGUUGAAACACUUCAAAAAUCAACAAAAACGUCCGCCUUUAGCGGCAAUUACAGCCUGAAUUCUGAAGAUAUUGAUUCAUACAUCUUGUGAAUUGUUUCCAAAGGAAUUUUAAGCCCUUCUUCAGUUAGAAUACCCUCUUUUAUAGAGAAUGGAGGUGGAAAGAGACGUCUUAACUGAAUCUCUAAAACUGACCAUAAAUGCUCAAUAAUGUUGAGGUCUGGGGAUUGUGCCGACCAUACGCGAUGCUCAACUUCAUUAGAUUGUCCCUCGUGCCAUGCUUUAAAGUGAUCCUCUAACUUAAAUAGAUGUAGGCUCUAAUAAACCACAAUUGUUCUCUUGUACUAAAAUAUGUUGUUAGAAACACAUAAAAUGUUAAAUCAAUGGCAAUAUUUUAUAAUAUUUAGUACAUGUUUUGACCGUUAGUUGACGCCAUGGUUUGCGGGCUCGCAGUGAUGACGUCAAUGGCAUCUUUCCAAAUGUGUAGCGUGUUCAACAAUUGCUUAUUGCUGCCUAAACUCGCGAAGUAAAAUGCCACGAUGUGCUGCUUUUGGAUGCAAUUUCCAGUCAAAUGGAAACAAGGGGGGUGAAGUGAGUGGUCAAGGUGGAAUUAUUAUUUUUAGUGAAUAAAUGUGCAUAAGUGGAAGGUUCUCCCCCUUUUUGGUCCCUGUGUGCACGUAUCCUACCCACCAAGCGUUGCAACUGGCGCCCGAACAUGUAUCCUGGACACUCAGUCAAGCAAGGUCCCACCGCGUCUGCAAUAUUGGUUUCGGAUCAGUCUAUUUUGUGGAAUCGACGGCCUGAUCGCGCUGGAACAUUGCCAUGGGAUCGGUUUAAUUCCUGGUUCUUCGAGUGAGUAAAAAACGCGGAUUUGGAUUACUAUUGCGAUCUUUUUUGUUGACUAUUCUUCGUGGGAGUUUUCCCCAAAUCAUACUAAAUAAUUAAAGCACUAUGGCACGCUACAGUGACGACUGACUGACAUGGACCUUACAACAAUGUUGGAGUUCGUCAGGGAACACGGGUUUGCGUACUGCUGAGCUCCCCAGUGAAGAGUGGUCAAGGUGGAAAUAUUUUUUGUGAAUAAAUGUGCAUAAGUGAAAGCUUUUCCCCUUUUUGGUACUUUUAUACACGUAUCCUAGCUACCACGCGUUACAAUGUACAGGACAUGGAUUACACAAAGUGUGCUCUUUGGCCUGUACUGUAAGCACACGACAGCUCUGGAUGAUAACAAUCUACAUAAUUUUAUUGGGAUGUUUGAAAACACAAUAUGCUUGCCUUGAAUAUCUGCUAAUAAAACUGGAGUUCCCAACACUCUCGCUCCCAACCCGAGUUCCCAAUAGCACUCUGUCGCUCUGUUGCCAUUGAGACAGCGAGUGCAUCACCAGUUUUGCCCAACUUUUGUCUGAUCAGGUAUUUGCUGCACGCAUUUUUCCCUGAAGCUCGUCUUGUGAACGACCGACAGUGCUGUCCUGCUCUUCACUUUUCAUAUCUGGUUCAAAUAGGAAGGGUAGAACUGACGACAUGUUGGGAAAGCUAACUAUUGACUCGCUGGAAUUUUGGCAUCAGGGCCAGUGACGUCACGCACUGCGACGUAACAAGAUUGGCGACCUAUCACUUAAAAUAAUUUUACAAACCUUAUUAAAACAAAAACAUUAAGAGGGGUUUUAAUAUCUAAUUAUGAUAACUCAUACUAACAUUUAUCUUAUAAGAAUUACUUGUUUUAAAAAUAGAGGAUCCCUUUAACAAUUAUGUUCAAUGAAUAUGAUGCUAAAAUGUUAGUUUUUUUCCAUUAUUUUGCCAAUGAACUGUCAAUAUUAUUAUACUGUAACCUGUAAGAUGACAAUAAUAGGCCAAAAAUGUACCAGAAUCCUAGAACUCCAACUGCUGUCCCAACAGCAUGAUUGUCCUCUAGUGGAUAAACACAUUUUCUACCAUGAAAGUAAAACUUUUCUGUGGUUUAACAAUGCAAAAUCAAAACAAGGAAAAAGUUUGAAAUCCGCACUUUUAUUUUUGACGGCAGCGCUAUAUGUGAAAUACUUUUUUUGUAUUUUUUUUUUUUUUUUACAGCGUUCUAAAGACGCCACUUGCGAUGUUAGAACAUGGACAUGAUCAUAUGACUGGACUGGAAGCUUGUGUUGUGUGUGGUGAUGUAUCUGUAUCGUUACGUCUCACUGGUAUAAUGGAGUCAUGUGAUUAUUGUUGCUGCGUGUGAUUGGUGAGACUGAGUGAGUAGUGGAGAGAGUAGUGUUUCUCCUUUAUAAAUCUAAUAGAGGCGUGCGAAAUUUCUGAUUCUUAGAUUAUUCGCAAUUCAGUCGUGGAAGAUUCGAGAAUGAUUCAGACACAUCCAAAUUCCGAUUAUUGAAAUAUGCCAAAUAAAGCGGAAAUAAAACAGCGCGGUCUUCGGGACGCAAUGAGGAACGGACCGACAACUUAUGCCGCUAGAUUAAAAAAAUAAUACCUGACUGCGGACGACAGUUGGUUCAUACAAACUACAUCCACGUAAUGCUACGGUAGAUAUCUUAUGUAUAUAGAACUAGAUGCGAAAUGACGGACUCUGCGGCGUUAGCACAUGAAAAGAACUAGAUGCGAAAUGACAGACUUGCCAGCGUUAGUGAAGAGCCGCCAUCUUAAAGUAGUAGACUUUUCUGAAAGGCUCUUGUAGCGAACCUUCCACGCAAACCUAUUUUAUCUAUAAUAUUCCUAAAUCGGCAAAAUCUUGACUUGAAUCUAUCUUUAAAUGAUGAAACAGUUUUAAAAUUUUCAUGUCGAAAAGAGACAGAAGGGAAAUGAUGGAAUAACGGGGGCAAUUUUAACAACUCUAACGGUUGCUUCACAACAUUAAAUUAAUUGAAUGUAGUUAAAGCUGCUGAUACAGAAUGGAGACUCGAGUAUUUUAUUUACUGUUUUGAACUGUUCACUUGUUACUGAAAUAGUAGUUUAUUUAAGCCUGAGACGAUUUUUGUAACUAAUGUACAAAACAUUAAAAGCAGCUAAUACCUGGGGGCGGGGUGCAUCAAUAAUCGAUUUAUAAUGGAAUCGUAGCCUCUGAAUCCUAAUCGAAUCGUUUGGUGCCACAAGAUUCCCACCUCUAAAAUCUACUGAAGUAAAAAGUAGAACUAUUAUAUGGUAUAUAUAUGGUCGAACUAUUUUUAGUUACUCAAGUAAAUGUAACACUUACUUCUGAUUAAUAUCUACAAAGAGUUGAGUCUCAAUAGUAUUAAGAGUUUCACGAACCCUCACCUAUCGUGUCUGAUGAACUCCACGUCGUGUCCCUGGUGGCACUUCUUGAUGCAGUUCACACAGAUGGCAUUGCGGUCUGUUGUAUUACAGGUGUGGCACCUGUGGCGAGCCAAAUGGGAGCCGUGAAAAGUCAACAAAACAAAAACAGCAGGUGACAUCAUCAUCUAGUUCUCAAACAGGGAAUUACCUGUAAAAAUCGUGCAUUGGAUAGCUGGUGUAACUUGAAAUCUUGUACAGGCACUGACCUCUACUCACAGCCUUUUCAAUUGCAUCUUGAUUGUUCAAAAUUUUGUUAUCUGCAGGAUGAAUAUGGCACGAUUCAUUUAAGUUGCUUGUGAAAGUGUGGCAGUUUAAACUAAUACCUUUCAUUGUAACGUUGACACCAGAUGCAAGAAAAAGCCCUCCGAAACGAUUGUUGAAGAUCUGAUUACCCUCUAAAGUGGCUGUGGCAUGAUUGGUGAUUUCAAUACCUGGUAAACACAAGCAAAUGAAGUUCGAAUGCACGGUGCGUUUCUUAACACUCAAUCCUAGAUAAUGGAUUCCAGAUUGACUGACCUGCAGCAAAACCGUCAAAUAUUCUAUUUUUCCUCAAGACGGGAUGACUGUUGGUGCUGAUGAGGACACCUGCUUGGGCAUUUCUGAAGAUGUCGUUUUCCUCAAGCAAACCUUGGAUAAGAGAGAAAAAUCUUACUUUACAGAUUUUUUUCCAGGAAUUUGAGGAUGCCUAUGUACAACAAAAAUAAUAAUAAUACUGGAAGUAAAUGUGUGGAAAAAGUCUCACUGGGUGUAAUACUUUAAAUAAACCUGUCUCAAUAUGCAAUAAGUCAAUUUAUCGCACCGCAAACAAACAUGAGCGUGGUAAUUUUCCCGGCUGCGAUUUAUGGCCGUGUGCGUGCAUUCAUUCAUGUGUCCUGCGUGCACUCGGCACAUGUGCAUGUGGCUUGCAUAAUACACUGCAGUUCCUUUCCCAGAUGUUUAUUAGUCAUCAACACCCUGAAUUAAAGGUCAGACAGAGACUAACCCAGAAUAAAGAAACACAACAACAUUGUGAAACGUUAGCAUUGCUACAUUGAGGCCAAUGGAAAAACAACAAUGUGCGAAUCACUUUACACACAUUUAGCCUGUUAUAAAACAUUGGCAGUCUUCUCCAUAACGCAAAAUUAAGGUUAAAAGGUGACACUUCAAACAUAAAAACACGCUGGUUUACAGCAUUUGCAAACGAUGCAGGGGGGGAGGAAAAAGGAAAAAAAUCUAUUACCGACACCACAUGCAUGACGAAAAGAGAAGCACUUUUUUUUUUCCCUAACUGAGUGUAAUGCUUACAGUUAGCGGCUUAGGGAACGUACGUCCGGUGAACAUUUCAAUAUAAAAGCAUGCCAUGUUCAACAUGUAAAUAAAGAUUUCUGGAGUUAAUCUCAGAUACUCCAGAUUCUACACUAAGAAUAUCUUUAAAAUGACGCCUAUUAUGUAAAAUGUGAUUGGCAAUGAAUAAUUUGGCUUCAAAUUUGCUAACGUGCACUUUGCAGGACUAGGUGACAGUCAUCUUGGAUCAAAUUAACACUUUUGAUAGGCUCUAAUUGGCAGAAAACAAAAACAGCAUUGGGUUUCUCACCUGUUAUAUAAUUCUGCUCUUAGCUAGCUUUCAAAUGACUUGUUAUGCAUUGUGUGUGUGUGUGUGUGUUUUUUGUACUAUUUAAUAUGUGUUUUAUUUUAAAAUAACAAUUUAUUGAAUUUGAAUGGGCGAUUUAUUACCAUGUAUUGUCACUACAUUAGUGCUUGAAUUGGUUUAAAAAAAAAAUGACAAUAACAUCGCGUAUCUGAAAUAAUUUAUGAGACAAAAUAUCGCCGACGACUUACCUCUUCCUCCAUUAAAUAUACAGAUUCCACCAUCUCUCCCAUCAUGGAUUUUAUUUCUUCGCAGGGUGGGGUUGCUGUCUGUCUUAAUCCACACUCCUGCCAUAGCAUUAUCAAAGAUCUCAUUGUCUUCAAUAAAGCCCAGGCCUGCAAAACAGUUUCAAUUUUAGGGAAAGUGGGAUCGAGACUAGAAAAUCCAAAGGGAAGGACUAGACUUCUCACCUGAGUUGUAAACCAAUAUGCCGCCAUUUUGACCUCCCCAUAUCUUGUUCCGCCUUAUUUUGGGAUUGCUGCCAGUUCUGUGGAAAAGGCAAUCAACACAAUAAGAUCACUUUCAGAACACGAUUCAGAUGUCUGAAUGAACCUAAGUAAACUAAAACAUUUAUCAUUACACAAACCUUAUUUGAACUCCAGAAUACAUGUGAUUGUAAAUGUCAUUGUCUUCCAAAACACCAUGGCCGUUGUCAUAGAAAUAGACACCAACCUGUCAAUGAAUGGUUGUAGAUGAAACUCAAUAUUCUGAUAACGGCAUUUAAUUUCUAUUCAAAUCAGAAGUGUCUGAUUAUGUCUAUGUGUCAGGUAUUACAGUACAUUAAAAUAUGAAUCGAAGAUCAGUUAAAAAAAUGACUUAAAGCGGAAGUUCAGAAUUUUUGACAUUAGGCUUUA
Corythoichthys intestinalis (scribbled pipefish) is the source of this 11801-nucleotide messenger RNA. RefSeq names its product mutS homolog 6 (E. coli) (gene msh6). The record is from RefSeq and is a predicted model, not a curated record. NCBI's taxonomy places the organism in Eukaryota, Metazoa, Chordata, Actinopteri, Syngnathiformes, Syngnathidae. The transcript has 10 exons. Gene Ontology annotation, cellular component: nucleus; MutSalpha complex. Bases 123 to 4298 code for a protein of 1391 amino acids. Gene Ontology annotation, molecular function: ATP binding; ATP-dependent DNA damage sensor activity; mismatched DNA binding. Gene Ontology annotation, biological process: mismatch repair.